Closterium sp. Yama58-4 is the source of this 2117-nucleotide messenger RNA. Lineage: Eukaryota; Viridiplantae; Streptophyta; Zygnematophyceae; Desmidiales; Closteriaceae. The record is from the annotation of a GenBank genome assembly.
GUGCCACCCUGUCACCCUUCUUCCAAGUGGCCAACACCCACCCCUCCCUCCCUUUCCCCCUCCUCCCUCCUCCAACCCCCUACCCCGAUCCCCCUACCCCGAUCCCCCUACCCCAAUCCCCCUACCCCAAUCCCCCUACCCCAAUCCCCCUACCCCAAUCCCCCAAUCCCCCUACCCCAAUCCCCCUACCCCUGCUCGCCCUGCCACCGACUUCUCACUCCUCCUACAGAUGGCCGGGCGCAGCAGCGUCAUCGCGGGAGACAGGUGGCAGCUUCUCAGUGGUGGGCUCGGUGGGCUCCAUGCUGACGGGGCUGCAGGUGGCGGUGGUGAAUGAGUUUGGCUACAUCGUUGCCAAGGACAACUCCGCUUUGGCCCGCGUCUCCCCAGACAGCCGCAUCAGUGGGUCCCUACGAGGCACCUCCCAGGCCGGCAUCAUCACAGUGCCGCCCAUUGCCGUCCGCGUUUCCCUCUUCCCGUGGCCCAUACUCCCCGCCCUCCCAUUUCAACCCGCUGCCUUACCUCAGGUGUGCGCCAGGGCAGGGCAUGGAGACAUGUCCCGACGGCACCUUCACCUUCUUCCCCAACGCUUCUUCUUUGCUCCUUCCCGUCACUCUAAGUCCCCUCUUCCCUCCCAUUACCCCUUCCCUUACCCCUCCACCUCCCCUCAGGUGUGCGCCAGGGCAGGGCAUGGAGACGUGUCCAGACGGCAGCUUCACCUUCUUCCCAACGCUUCUUCUUUGCUCCUUCCCGUCACUCUAAGUCCCCUCUUCCCUCCCAUUACCCCUUCCCUUACCCCUCCACCUCCCCUCAGGUGUGCGCCAGGGCAGGGCAUGGAGACGUGUCCAGACGGCGCCUUCACCUUCUUCCCCAACGCAGUGUCGCAGGAGCAGUGCACGGCGUGUGACGACGACAGCUUGGACUGCCGCUAUGGCACGCUGCAGAUCGCGUACCAGAAUUGGCUGGACCCAGCGUCGCUCAACUCCACGCCCACCACCUAUGCGUGCCUGCUCACCGAAGGAUGCUCUGGCACCACCUAUACAGGGCCCAACACAACACAGUGUGCCGUGGGAUAUAACAACACCGUGCCCAUGUGCUCCUCAUGUGCAGACGGCUACUACCUCGUGCUGCAGUUCUGCGAGCAAUGCACGGCUGCACUCAAAUCAGUGUUCCCCCUACUGUUCAUCAUAAUUCUCAUCGUCUGGGUGACGAUGAACAUGCUGGCAGACACGUUCGCAGCAAUGGACAUUUUCCUUAUAGAGGUGCAACUGCUCGCCAUGGUCGCCAACUUUAACCUCAACUUCCCCGCCUCCUGGGUGAAGACCGUCAUGCUGCUAUACAACAUCGCUGCGUUUGAUCCCGUGAGUCCUGCCGUUGUCACUGACAUCAUCGGGCCAGAAUGCGUGUUCGCCCUGCAGUUCACGGGCAAAUUCUAUGCCACCAUUCUCAUCCCCGUUAUAGGCCUCCUCGUUUACGCGCUCGUGUUUGCGCACCACCGCUGGCUGGGCGGCUCUUUCUUCGUGCGCGUGCACUCGUGGCAGCGCAAGGAGCGCCAGCGGCAGCGCCUGGCGCUGCAGCGCUCGGUAACGAAGCGGCGGGCUUAUAACGAGUACGAGAACUCGAUCGUGCACGCGUCGCUCAAGUGGCUCGACAUUUGCUACACGUCUGUGAUGGUCAAAGUGCUUGAAGUCUUCAAGGUGAUUGGGGCUUUAUGGUGCCUAAGAAAGCUCAAGUGGCUGGACAUUUGCUACACGUCUUUGAUGGUCAAAGUCCUUCAAGUCUUCAAGUCCCAGGGGAUCGGCACGGCAACAGUGAUGGCAGCAGCACCGCAGAUCGAGUGGUUGUCAUCAGCCCACGUGGGGAUGCUGGUAACCUCCGUGCUGGUUACCGUGGUGUACCUGGUGGGGCUGCCUCUGCUGUUUGCUGGCGUGCUGGUGGAUGCUCACACGUGCGAUGUGCUCUCCUCUACGCUCUUCAAGCAGCGCUUUGGCUGGCUCACCGAACGUUUCCGCCCCAAGUUCUGGUGGUGGCACCUGACAAACAUAGGCAUGAGGGUGCUGCACGGGUGCAUCCUCGUGUUCCUGCAACAAGAAACCGAGUCACAGGUAAGUGCAUGUUAA